Pimephales promelas (fathead minnow) is the source of this 2941-nucleotide messenger RNA. The record is from RefSeq and is a predicted model, not a curated record. Lineage: Eukaryota; Metazoa; Chordata; Actinopteri; Cypriniformes; Leuciscidae.
AUUGCUAACGUCUGGACUUGAAUUAAGUCGUAGAACUACUGUAAAUCUGGUGGCCAGACGCUCAUUGGAUCGGCUCCAGAUGUGCAAUAUAUCUGCUUUAUGCUGGUUUGAGGGGUUUAAUCUGUGGAUAAAGAAGGAAUCUGGAUUAUAAUCCACCAUUAUCACACUGGAGCAGGCAGACGAACUCGGACUGGAGGAUUGUGCAGGUGGACAGUCUGACACUGGUUUUUGGCUCAGUUCUGACUUUAGGAGUUGGUGGAAACUGGCUUGAGCGCAGUGGAGAUGGGGGCCACUCCAUCAUUCAGAAAUAUGUGGACUAAUAUGUUGUCGAUUCAGAGGGAUCAGUUUGAUAACCUGGAAAAGCACACACAGUGGGGAAUCGACUUUGUGGAAAAAUACACCAAAUUUGUGAAGGAAAGGUCAGAGAUCGAGCUUAACUAUGCAAGACAGAUCAGGAACCUGUCCAAGAAAUACCAGCCUAAGAAGAAAGAGGAAGACGAGAACAAAUACACAUGGUGCCGUGCGUUUUAUUCGACGCUAAACGAGCUGAACGAUUACGCCGGCCAGCAUGAGGUCAUCGGAGAGAACAUGACGUCACAGAUCAUCGCUGACCUCACGCGGUACACACAGGAAGUCAAAACAGAGAGGAAAUCGCAUUUCCAUGAUGGACGGAAGGCACAGCAACAGGUCGAAGCCAGUUGGAAACAGCUGGAGUCGUGUAAGCGAAAGUUUGAGCGGGAUUGUAAAGAAGCAGAUCGAGCCCAGCAGUACUUUGAGAAGAUGGACGCAGACAUCAACGUGACGAAAGCAGACGUGGAGAAGGCACGGCAGCAGGCUCAGAUGAGACACCAGAUGGCUUCUGACAGCAAGAAUGAAUAUUCCUCAUACCUGCAGAAGUUCAACCAGGAACAGAACGAACAUUAUUACACCAUCAUCCCUAACAUUUUCCAGAAGAUCCAGGCGAUGGAGGAGAAGAGAAUAGAGCGAAUGGGCGAGUCGCUGAAAACGUUUGCCGAGGUCGACCGACAGAUUCUGCCCAUCAUCGGGAAAUGCCUGGAUGGAAUGACACAAGUGGCCGAAUCCAUUGAACCCAAGAACGACUCCUCUCAGGUCAUUGAGUCGUAUAAGUCUGGGUUCGAGCCUCCUGGCGAUGUGGAGUUUGAAGACUACGGUCAGGCGAUGAAGAGGACGGUGUCCGAGACCAGCCUCAAUAACUCGCGCUCGGACAACAAAUCCGAGCGUUCCAGCAAGGGCAAAAGCAAAACUCUAUGGCCUUUCAUUAAGAAAAACAAGCUUAUGUCCCUGUUAACAUCCCCCAUACCUCGCCAGCCCCCCCCUGAUCCUCCCUCACCUUCUGCUGUGACCCCUGACCCCUGCCCCACUCCCCAGACCCCCAAACAGUCCAAGGAGCCCCUGUCCCACCGAUUCAACGACCUCAUGACCUCCAAGCCCAAAAUGCACUGCCUCAGGAGCCUCCGGCGAGGGUCUGCCCAGUCUCUCUAUUAUAAUAAAGAAAUCAUGAAGAGGACUCUCGGUCGGCCUACGUAUGCUUUCGAGGCCAGGCAAUAUGUCCUCUCUCUAAAGCUGCUCUCACUCAAUGCCCACGUGCGGAACCUUAUUGAGGGUUCGAAUCCAGAGGACUUCAGUCAUCUUCCUCCAGAGCAGAGAAGGAAGAAGCUUCAGGCGAAGAUCGACGACAUCAAUAAAGACAUACAGAAAGAGAUGGACCAGAGAGAUGCUUUGACUAAAAUGAAGGAAGUGUAUAUAAAGAACCCACAGAUGGGGGAUCCCAACAGCGUGGACCCUCGGUUAGGAGAGAUCGCCAACAACAUUGAGAAACUGCAAGCGGAGGCACAGAAAUUUGAGGGCUGGUUAGCGGAGGUCGAAGGAAGGAUGCCUGUGAAGAGUGAGCCUCCGCGGCGGACAAGUGUCCUGUACGAGACCCAAAACAGCACACCACCCACCACCAACAACAACAGCUGCGCACAGGAUAGAGAGAGCAGUCCGGAUGGCAGUUAUACAGAGGAACAGAGUUCGGAGGUCCAGAGUAAAGUCCAACCAGAAACAGCGGAGUCCGGCGAUGAAUUUGAUGACCCAGACGAAGAAAUGCUACCGACCAUCGGCACCUGCAAAGCCCUUUACCCGUUCGAAGGUCAUAAUGAAGGCACCAUCGCAGUAACAGAGGGUGAGCUCUUGUAUGUAAUAGAGGAAGACAAAGGGGACGGAUGGACACGUGUUAGAAGAAACGAGGAAGAGGAGGGUUACGUCCCCACAUCCUACGUCGAGGUCUUUCUGGACUCCAACUCCAAAGAUUCGUAAAGUAUGGAAGGAGGACUCAGUGGUGCAGGGCAAACAGCAGCCACAUGUGGGGAAAACUACAGCCUACCCUCCAUGAACCGCCCUAGAGUGAGACAGAUGAGAGACAGACACAAAAUAAAGAGAGGAACAGUGAAAGAAGCGAGAGGAAGAGGCUAUAGAGACCUCUCGGCCUAAAUUCUCCUGCUGUAGAGAGGAACUUUAACAGCAAAUCAGAGAAAUAUUAUGACAUUUAGAUUUAUUACAUGUCUGUUCUUUUAUAAUGAGGUGAAUAUGAUCUACAUAUAUCAUUUUGCUUUACGGCUCUUCAUCGCUGCUGAACGGCUCUAACGUUUCUUUCAGCCUGGUGCGAAUGAGUAUGUAUGUUUGUAUGUGUGUGUGUUUUUUUUUUUUUUCGUCUUUAACAGCUUGAAACGGUCUUGCUUCCGAUUCCCUGAGCUAUCCUGAACUGGGAACGUGGUCUGUAAAAGGAGCUGAACUUUCGGUACCACGUCAGUGCUGCAUUCUGUCCGUAUUCCUACUUGACUUCUACAUCUUGAUGCUUGGAAGAUGAUGCACACUAACAGUUUGGAAUAAUUGAGAUUUUUAAAUGUUCUUGAGUCUCUUAUGCUCACCAAGGUUGCAU